This is a messenger RNA of Racocetra fulgida, 570 nucleotides long. Lineage: Eukaryota; Fungi; Glomeromycota; Glomeromycetes; Diversisporales; Gigasporaceae. The record is from the annotation of a GenBank genome assembly.
UUUUUACGGCAGUCAGUUUAAAUCUAUUAAAAAUACACCCAAAUAUUAGCCAACAAGUAGAGACCUUUGCUAACAAUAAUUUUAACGAUUACGUCAUAGGAAUUCAUUUUAGAGAGAAAAAGUCUCCACAUGAUUAUUUAAUACCUUUAGAACAUUACGCUAAUGUAGUGAAAAUGCUGUUGGUAGAGACGCCAACCACGAACAUAUCUUUAUUUGUGGCUGCCGAUAAUAAUAAUGGUCUUAAAAAUUUAUUAAAUUCACUUAAUGAAACAAUAAAUUCUAAUAGUCACAACAGUUCUAUUAAGAUAUUUCAUACCGAAGAUAAUUUGGAUGCCCAUAAUCCCGUUAGUUAUAAUACCGGUUCAGAAGUAGGCGCUCUUGUCGAUUUAAAGUUACUUAGCUUAUGUGAUGACUUGGUGAUUACAUAUGGUUCUUCGUUCGGUUUUCUUGCAGCAGGAUGGUCAAAAAAAGCGUCUCGUAAAAGGGGCCCAUUUAUUGUAAUGCCAAUAAAAAACUCGCCCGAGGAUUUAACGGAUGUAGAUAAAGUUUGGGUGUGGGGUGCUACAUCAA